UUCCUCUAAUUUUAGGAAAUCAAACUCCUCCUACUUCUUAAUCUCUACUUAAUUCUUCUUCUUCUCUCCAAUUCCAAAAAAUAAUAAUAAUAAUAAUAAUAAACCCAACCCAACAAACAUGGCUUCUGAUCUCUCCGUCAUCCUCCCUCGCGUUCUCAUCGUCUCUAGACGUACCCUUCGCAAGAACAAGUUCGUAGAUUUUGUGGGUGAAUACCAUCUUGAUCUCAUAGUAGGCUAUGGAGCAGUGCCAGUGAUUGUGCCCCGUGUCAAUGGGGUCCACAUGUUACUGGACAGCUUCGAGCCCAUCCAUGGAGUUCUGCUCUGUGAAGGAGAAGACAUCGACCCAUCGCUGUAUGAAACAGAGGUGGAUGUUUCAGGCCUUUCACCAGAAGAAUUGGAAGAAAUCAGGAGGCUUCAUGCAAGUGACACAGCCAUUGACAAAGAAAAAGACUCCAUUGAAAUGAGGCUGGCCAAGCUUUGCCUUGAAAGGAACAUACCCUACUUGGGCAUUUGCAGAGGCUCACAAGUCUUGAAUGUGGCAUGCGGAGGUACCCUUUACCAGGACAUAGAGAAAGAGCUCUCGAAAAAACACAAUGAAAAUUAUGAGUUAAAGCCUCAAAAUGGGGUUCAAGUUCGACAUAUUAAUUAUGAUGAUUAUGAUGGGCACAGGCAUGUAGUGCAGGUGGUGGAGGAGACCCCUUUGCAUCAAUGGUUUAAGGAGUCUAUGGAGAAAGAGGGGAAGAUGGAGAUUCGGGUUAAUAGUUAUCACCAUCAGGGUGUUAAGAAAUUGGCUCAGAGGUUUGUGCCAAUGGCAUUUGCACCAGAUGGUUUGAUUGAAGGGUUUUAUGAUCCAGAUGCUUAUAAUCCUGAGGAAGGUAAGUUUAUAAUGGGGCUACAAUUUCAUCCAGAAAGAAUGAGGAGGCCAGAUUCAGAUGAAUUUGAUUACCCUGGUUGCCCAUCUGCUUAUCAGGAAUUUGUGAAGGCAGCAAUUGCUUACAAGAACAAGGUUAAUAGCUCAACUUCAGUGCCACAACCUUUGAAGCUUGAUGGUGAAAUGGAGAUGAAGAGAAAGAAAAUUGUCAGAAGUUUCUCAAUUGCAAGAAUCAUAUACAGUGGAGGCCUAGGAAGUGGUUUGCAACCAAUCAAGGAAUCUGAACUUGAAGCUGGAGCAGAAUUCCUUGAGUCAAACACAGUAUUGAGCUUACAGCAGGAGAAUAGGCUAAAGCAAAUGGGUGCCACAGUGAGAAAUGCAGGGUCCUACAUAGAGAGAUUGAAAUUGAAUGAGGAGAGAGAAAGGUUGGCAAGGAAUGUGAUGGGGAAAAUGUCAGUUGAGCAAUUGUCUGAUCUGUCGGCUUUCUACCAUAUGAUGGGGCAAAUCUGUUCUGAAGUCUUGGAAAGAAAGCUUCAAUGGGAUUGUCAAUGAUAUUGGUUCUUGACCAUUUCAUCCCCUGUUUUUUAGCUGAAUAUAUUUCAUGCUUUGAGGUCAAAAGGGUAGCUAGCUGCUGCUUUGUGCUGAACUCACAUGAAUCUUGGAUGAUGGGCUCAUGUCUAUAUCUCCUUUUUACUUGUCUCUCUUGUUUCCUGUUACUUACCCUGAAAAGUUCACUAUUUUUUUUCCCUGUUGAAUAUGAAAUAAAGUGUGUAAAUUUAUGCGUGCAUAAGACCUUUACAACCA
Messenger RNA from Prunus mume (Japanese apricot), 1675 nucleotides. Its product is annotated as putative glutamine amidotransferase GAT1_2.1. Gene Ontology annotation, cellular component: cytosol. Gene Ontology annotation, molecular function: hydrolase activity, acting on carbon-nitrogen (but not peptide) bonds, in linear amides. NCBI's taxonomy places the organism in Eukaryota, Viridiplantae, Streptophyta, Magnoliopsida, Rosales, Rosaceae. The record is from RefSeq and is a predicted model, not a curated record.